Messenger RNA from Populus euphratica (Euphrates poplar), 992 nucleotides. NCBI's taxonomy places the organism in Eukaryota, Viridiplantae, Streptophyta, Magnoliopsida, Malpighiales, Salicaceae. The record is from RefSeq and is a predicted model, not a curated record.
AUGAGGACUUUGAGGAGAUUCAAUGUCUAGACCAUGUCACAUAUGGAACAGUCAUGAAAUGUAAAUAUAAGAUUGAUCGUAUAGAAUAUGCGGUAAAGAGAAUCAAAGUUAGUUACCACGACAGAGAACUAAUAUUAAGAGAAGCAUCUACUCAUGCUAGGAUGCAUCACAAAAAUAUUGUGCGCUACCAUCAGGCCUGGACAGAGAAUUUGCAGCCAAAGAGUAAUCAUGAUGACAUGCGUGGCUCAAGCUCUGCUGGUGAAGAUACUGCCGCGCUGUUUAUUCAGAUGGAAUGCUGCCCGAUAUACUUUGCUGCAUAUGCUAGCUAUCCCGAUGUUCAUGAUUGCGUAGGCCAGACCGGUGGAUUUGUGGAUUCAAGAGAGCAACGACAGGCUCUUCUGCAUUAUUAUUUUGUUUGCAACACCACGACCAGACAAUGCGUUGCAAUUCCUAAUCCCCGUCCACGAACUGCUCCAUUCGCCGCUGCAAUUGCCUAUGAUCCUGCCAAAUCUCCUCACUACAAAGUUGUUCGCUUUAUUUAUUUUGAGAAAAAACUUCUUGCCCGGCGUUCUAUUUAUUUGGAUGGAAUGAUUUACAAGCUAUCCUUUGUCGUCAACUACCUCAUCAGGUUUGACUUGAAUGCGCCGAGCGAUGUGGCAAUUGAACUCCCGCACAAGAAUGCCGCUGCCUGCCAUGGAUUCAUUGGGAUGUCUAGAGGAAGCUUGUAUUAUUCAAAUCAUGACGAGUCUGGAUUGAUGAUCUCCAUUUGGCUUUUGGAAGACCGUUGCAAACGUGAUCCUUUUUGGAAACUCACACAUCGCAUCUCAAUGGACUCCUUGACGUCCAAAUAUCCUGACGUGCGUAAUUCAGGCUUUCAUUUUCGUACAUAUGCUAUUCAUCCAGCUUCUGAUAUUAUUUUUCCUGGAAACCCUAGCAUGGUCUUAAGUUACGAUCUUAUCCAACAAAUUCGAAGAGGUUUUUACAUUGUCUAG